Messenger RNA from Heterobasidion irregulare TC 32-1, 703 nucleotides. RefSeq lists its product as uncharacterized. The record is from RefSeq and is a predicted model, not a curated record. NCBI's taxonomy places the organism in Eukaryota, Fungi, Basidiomycota, Agaricomycetes, Russulales, Bondarzewiaceae. The transcript has a single exon. The coding region runs from base 135 to 326 and encodes 63 amino acids.
AACAAAAGCGGGUUCGUGUGUUCGUGUGUGCGAUUAGUAGUGUUAUGUGUUCCGACUUGUCCGUCCCCCUCUUCCGUUCCUUGUUACCCCUUCGUCCAUCUGCCCCCUCCCUCCAUCCCUGCCUACCUACUUACAUGUCUGCCUGCUCGCCUGCCUGCCUGCCUGCCUGCCUGCCUGUUCCCAGUCUGCCUACCCCCCAAAUCAGCCAGUCAUUCCCUCCGUCCUUCCUUGUUCAGCUUGGCCCGUCCGCUCCGGUCCCCGGUCCCCAGUUCCACGAUCCCACAUCACUCCCACGUCCCCGUCCCUGCUGCGACGUUAUUACUUAGAUCCCCUCUCGCGCUAGUACAGUAUCACCACUCGGCUCGCGCAGCGUAUCGUAUCGCCCACGAGCGCUCCUGUCCCGUCGGCGACUCUGCGGUCCGUCUGUCUGUCGACGUCGACGAUCCCGAGUUUUUUUGUCUCUCUUCCCCUCUCGCAACUCCUUCAUCUAUUUAUUGUCUUCAACUACUGGUACUACUACCGUGCAACUGUCUCUCAUUAUUCUUUUUUUUUUCUUUCCCGUUUUUGUGUUUCUUUGUUACUUGUUUGCCUUUUUUACAAGAUUGUUUGUGGUUAUUUGUUUUUUUUUUCCUCUCUUUCUCUCUCUCUCUCUCUCUCUGAUUUACGUGUGUUUUGUGCGACGCAAUGGAAAUGGCUUUCCUGC